Alternaria rosae is the source of this 945-nucleotide messenger RNA. RefSeq lists its product as uncharacterized. Bases 1 to 945 code for a protein of 314 amino acids. The transcript is spliced from 2 exons. Lineage: Eukaryota; Fungi; Ascomycota; Dothideomycetes; Pleosporales; Pleosporaceae. The record is from RefSeq and is a predicted model, not a curated record.
AUGCUCGUCACUGGCAUCAUCAUGAUCCCGACUGUCAUGGCCACACCCGCCGCUGUCCAGGACCUCACCGAUCUACAAAACGUCAUCAAUUCGGCAGCAAGCGCUAUCGCCGAUCCAAAUAACCCCAACCGAGGUUUUGGCUUCAACCUCUUCGGUGGUAGCGGUCAGAUGGGCACAGCCGACCUCGUCAACAAUAUCACCAACACCAUCCUGAGAGGGAAGUUCCAGCUAGACACAAACAGGACGUCAUGGCUCCUCCCCAACACGACCAUCAACAGCACCCUACCCACACCGCCCACGCUCGCAACCCCCACACUCCCCUUAACCGCCAGUCUCGCCCUCCCGACAAGCAUCCCCACAACCACACCCACCCUCGACAACCUCACCAUCGACCUCACAUCCUCUUACAUGGAAUACAUCCAAUCCAUGCCCAACCUAGCCAACAGUCUGAUAACCCUCGGUCGCGCCUACCACCGCGAAAUGAACAGCCCCGUCAACGAAGCCGUCGCCGGUCUCCAGCAAAGUCUCACUACCUUUCAAACCGCACUGCUCGAAAGCGACCUCAUCAGCGCUCAGGCUGUUAUACGCACCAUACGUGCGAGUAGUAGUCUGGAGAGUGCGGCGACGGCGUGGAGUCGCUUUCUCAAUCUACCGGGUGGUGGUGGUGGUGAUGACGAUGACGCGGGGUCUGCUUCACCGUCGUCGCCGUCGGUACCAGGAGUGCAACGGCCGGGCGUCUUGGGCAGAGCAGAAGCGAAGAGGCCGCCGCCUGGAAAUGGGAGGUUCUACAGCCACUUUGAGUUGUGGAAUCGGUCGGAGCCUAGGGCGAGGGUGUCAACGGAGGGGAAAUUCUCGCCGCACGAUCUUGUUGUGCAGGCUGAGGAGAAGCGUGUGAGCACUACUGCUGCGGAGAAGGCGAGAGUAGGAAGGCCUUUCGUUGUUUGA